AUGUCAACCUCCGCCGAUCUGGAGUUGCUGCCGCUAAAAGGCGCCUCCCACACCUACAGCUCUCUGAGAGAUCUGCUCCAGCCGCUCAAGGCAACCCGGCCCGGAUCCGACAUCUGCAUCCGAAACCGCCUUGUCAAACAAGCGGCGCGGGCCUACCUCCGCCCGAUGUCCGACUAUCCGAGCUCCGCCGGGGGAAACUUCUUCCACCGUCUUUGGAGUGGCGUCGUCGCCUUGAUUGACUUGUUCUGCACCAAGGUUGUUCGGAUCCUCGAUGGAGCUUUCCGGAUCAACAAUUUGAUUGGCGAUACUUGA
This is a messenger RNA of Salvia splendens (bonfire salvia), 312 nucleotides long. RefSeq lists its product as uncharacterized. NCBI's taxonomy places the organism in Eukaryota, Viridiplantae, Streptophyta, Magnoliopsida, Lamiales, Lamiaceae. The coding region runs from base 1 to 312 and encodes 103 amino acids. The record is from RefSeq and is a predicted model, not a curated record. The transcript has a single exon.